Cherax quadricarinatus is the source of this 4307-nucleotide messenger RNA. Lineage: Eukaryota; Metazoa; Arthropoda; Malacostraca; Decapoda; Parastacidae. The record is from RefSeq and is a predicted model, not a curated record.
AGUGCUUGGCAGUAGGUGCCGCUGUGAAGGCUGUGUUGAUAAUGCGGUAGCAAGAGGUGGCGCUGUGCUCACCCUGGUGGGGCAGGGAGGGGCACCUCUAGUGCAGCAGCAGCGGCAGCAGCAGCAGCAGCAGGCAGUACCCACACCACUACUACACAUACCCUGCGCCCACACCUCCAGUGAUUGCUCCAACACCACCACCUCCAUCCUCCGCCACUCCAACAUCCGGGAAGACUGCUGUCACAGGAUGACAGGGUCAGUGUUGGAGGAUGGGCUGUUGCAAGAGGUAUCGUGCGUGAAGACCUACGUUAGGCUGAGGCAGCACACCCGGGCACCAGCUGACUCUUAUUUGCAUUUUCACACUCGAUAUCCAAAAAUGACUGAUACCCUGCUGGUGAACCGGAAGGUGGAGCAGAAGCAGGAACAAACAGUGAAGCGGACUGAAGUAACAGCACAGAGGGUCUUAGACAAGGAAAGAACUGCAAAACCCACUUCAAAUGUUGGUCAGCCGGAGGUGACAACCACCACUACCUCCUACAGUGUUGAUUACGGCCCCCACACCACUAACGGUCACCAUCACGACUCUCCUGACACCUCCAGACACUCUGUGUCAUCUGCAGGCCAAGAUAGCACACAGUUGGUUUCUCGAAAGCAGACACAACACACUACACAACAGAUAACAACAACCACCAAGGUUAUUCGUGAAGUGCAUCACAUUGGUCCUGACGGUGAGGUGUUGGAUUCUUAUCAAGCUGGUGAAUACAACCCGUACGGUCAAACUCCCUUACAACCCGGCUAUGCCAUGGACUCUUAUCGCCCUCAUUCUCCUGCCAGUGAAGCUGGCUCUCGAAGUCGUUACGAGGGCUACCCACCCACUUCUAAUGCUGGUUAUGAAUAUGACCCCUACUCCCGAGGACCUCCAGCUCAUCAAGAUUAUCCUUACGACCAAGUUGGUUACCCGCCUCAGACUCAAGCUGGAUACAGUGGUCACUAUCGGGAUGCUGCAGGUAACUACGUGGAUCCUGGCUACCUACAGCGCCCUCCUACCCCACCUUCACCUAGUGAACGUUCCGAGUCUCCCCCUCCUCACCGCACCAUGCAGCAAGGUACCCGUGUCUCUUCCUCAAGCGUUAAACAGGAGACUGCACAACACGCUGGAGCCAAGCCAAAAAUUAAGCAAACUUCAAAAGAAAAUCUACCAAGUCGAUCUGCCCAUGUAAUUCUGUGUACAGACAUCUCAGCUACAAAAACAGGCUUUUCAAACCAUUCACCUGCAGUACCAUGCUUAGAUGCUAGUGUUAGUCUUGACUCUCCAUUUUGGUCAGGAACAGAGCAGGGUGUGUGUGACGUGAAACAGGGAGAGAGACUAGGCCAUAGUAUAAUCUGUGGAAGUAAUUCUAAAGUUAGUGGUGGAAGUCUUAAGUCACAUCAGAAGCCAAAGACAAAGUCAAAGUCUCGAAAUCUUAAAGGCAGAAAAAUUACACGUUCACUAAGUGCAUCGUGUGUAAGUGUUAGUACAAAUACAGACCCCAGGGAUUUUAUGGAGUUGGCAAAGGUGUGUGCUACAUUGCCAGGGCGCAGGAGACUCGAGGAACCCAGUGAUGAAGCAACAAAUGUUAUGGAAAACAAAGAAUGUUAUUCUCCUUCCAGUAGUGAUAAAACUUCACAGCCAGAAGAGAAAUGUCCAUUGGAAAAUGGUGAUGUAGCCAUUAAUACAUCCUUAAAGCUCACAGAUAAGAACACUGUCUCACAAGAUCUCUGCCUUGAAGACACUGAAUUACAGAAUGUGAAAGAAAUGUCGAAUAAAAUAAUUGAUAACAUAAUGGAGGGCUGUGUUAAUGAAUUAAAUGAAGUGGCAUGUACUAGCAAAGGAUUAGGAGAACCUGAGAGCUUCAGUAGUCAACGAUGUGCAGGUGAUGGUUGUGAUGAUUCCAACAAAGGAUAUAUUGAGCUACCCACAUACAAAUCUAGUGAAAACUUAUCGUGCCGUACUGCUUUUAUGUAUGAGCAAUUUGAUUGUUUAACUAGUGAAAGCUCAUUAGUUGGGCAGUUAUACACACCUUCACCUCAAACAGAAAAUGAUUCAGAUAUUUUACCAACAAGCCAGAGUUUAAGUGUUUAUGAAGGAAUAAUCUUAGAGAAAAGGCAAGUUUUAGAUAAAGAAAAGAGAUUUAUAUUUGUUAGUGAGCAGGAUAGACUCCCUACAGUGUCUACAGACAUGAAAAUUAUGGACAGUUACAAUAUUCAACCAACUAAUCCAGUAACAGUCCUCAGUUAUAUAUCUGUUCCUCCAUCUGCUUGUGACAAAGUAGAAAUGAACUUGUUUAAGUCAUCAUUUACGUCCCCCAUUAUCGAUAUCCAAGCUUCAGAAAAUGCACAGGAGCAACUUGAUUUUCUUUAUUUGCCAUCCCAUAAUAGUAAAAGUGAAAGUUUCCAAAAGACAUCUAAUAAUGAAGAUAUAGAGACUGACAUGAAUGUAUUAGCACUGAAGAAUGAAGAUCUGGAUUCUUCACCAGGUUGUUCAUAUCUCGCUCUCAUGAAGGAUCAGGCCAUUCAGCCUGUACAAAGAAAACAGUUAAACAAAGAAAUAUCAAUAGAAUCUUGCCCAGAUGUUGUUCUUCAGACACUGGAGGGUGAAGGUUUUUCAACCCAGAAAAGUUUAAAGAAAACUGUCACUUUUCUGCUGCCACCUGAACACUGGGAUUCCCUCAUCUCUCUUAGGGAGAGUAACAUUGGUGGCUACCCUCAAAGUGGCUAUGCAGAGCUAGAUGGUACUCUGCUUCCUCCCAAUGGCGAGGACCCUUAUCGUAACACACCAUCACCUGGGAUGCAGGGGAUCCCACAAGAUAGAUACGAUGAUGGCCUUGAAGGUGAUGUCCGUGUUGGGGAUUACCCUGAAGAUAGCAGGUAUCCCGGAGCUGAGAGUGGCAUGGGGUCCCCUGAUGGGGUUGUGUAUGGGCGGCUGCUGGGUGCUCCCCGCUCACCCUAUACUAUAAAUGGAGGGGUGAGGGCAAGUGCUGAGCCUCUUUUACCAUCCCCUGCUAUGUAUGAUGAAGAACCCCCUCAUGCACAGCACCCUGCACCUCCCCCACACAUCCCACCAUCAACUCCCUCUUUGCCACCUCCACCAAUCCAAAAUCACGACAACUAUGCACAUCCCAACCUGCUACGCUCUCCUUCUGCAGACAGCAGUGCUCCUAGAGUUCGGUGGAGAGAUCCAGACCUACACGAGGUUAUCGACUUCUUAAGCAACCCCAACAAUGUUGUGAAGGCAAAUGCUGCGGCAUAUCUUCAGCAUCUAUGCUAUAUGGAUGACACAACUAAGCAAAAGACACGAAUUUUAGGUGGCAUUCCUCCUCUUGUAGCUCUCCUCACACAUGACUUGCCAGAGCUUCACCGGAAUGCAUGUGGGGCACUUAGAAACUUGUCAUAUGGACGCCAAAACGAUGAAAACAAACGAGCUAUAAAAGAUGCACAAGGUAUACAAGCUUUGGUGAGACUGUUACGCAAAACACCUGACAACGAAAUAAAAGAGUUGGUCACUGGCAUUCUGUGGAAUUUAUCAUCUUGUGAGGACUUGAAGCACAGCAUCAUUGAUGAUGCAUUAACAGUUAUUGUUACCCACGUCGUCAUUCCAUGUUCAGGCUGGGAUGGGGGAGAAGUUGAACGGGACCCUAAUGUAGAUGUCUGGUGGUCUACUGUAUUUAAAAAUGCCUCAGGAGUUUUAAGAAACGUAAGUUCGGCUGGUGAAUAUGCACGAACAAAACUACGUCAGUGCCUCGGGCUUGUAGACUCUCUUCUCACAGUGAUUAAAUCUGCAAUUCAGGGGUCUUCCCAUGAUAAUAAGAGUGUUGAGAAUUGUGUGUGUAUUUUACGUAACCUCUCUUACCGAUGUCAAGAAGUUGAGGAUCCUAACUACGAUAAGAAUCAGCCACCAACCCAGUCUCGUGCCACUGCUACAGCCAAGGACGGAGAAGGGGAAGGGACGGACACUUGUGGUAGGUCUUCGGAGCCCAAGGACAACCUGUGUGAUAACCUAGGAUGUUUUGGAGGUAGCAGAAAGAAAAAAGAUGCAGUGGGUGGGGCAGUAAAGGAAACCAGUACUGGACAGCGGACGACGGGGCCUCGCACGGAACCUUUACGGGGCAUGGAACUUCUCUGGCAACCUGAGGUAGUAAGUACCCAACCCUGUCCCAUCCUAACAGUAACCUACACCAUCUAAGACACAACAGCAUAGCUUUUUACCUUCUGCAGGCUUGUUUCAAGGUGGGAUUUAAAGUUAUGCAGCACUUUUGCACAUAAAUUAU